AUGCAGACCGCCGUGGUGGUGGUGGUGGCGCUGCUGCUCCCCCUCUCCGCCUUGCUGCGCUUAGGCUGCUUAGCCACGGCCACCGCCGACGCCGACGCCAACCGGACCAGCAGCGGCAACGACACGAUCUGCGCGCCGGCGAGAUGCGGUGGCCUGAACAUCACGUACCCGUUCUCGCUCGCCGGCGUGCAUCCGCUGGAGUGCGACUACCCGGGCUUCGAUCUGACAUGCGACGCUGCUGCUGGCAGGGCCUACCUCAGCAGGACGUUCAGUGUGAACCUGUACCGCGUGCUCAGCAUAUCCUACGACAACCGCUCCAUGCUCGUGGCAGUGGAGACCGCCUUCUCCGGUGACGGGGCGUGUAGAAUCCCGGACUUCAACGUGUCCUCUGGCCUCACCUCUUCCCGGUCAACACCAGCGCCACCAACUGGGAGCUCACGUUCGUCUACAACUGCAAGAUUCCUCACAACGAGCUGCUGA
This is a messenger RNA of Miscanthus lutarioriparius, 480 nucleotides long. The record is from the annotation of a GenBank genome assembly. Lineage: Eukaryota; Viridiplantae; Streptophyta; Magnoliopsida; Poales; Poaceae.